UGUUACCGUUUUGGGGUUGGCUAUUGCGUCAUCGUUUUAUUUUCUCGUACCUUUUGGCUCGUCGUUUGAAAACAAAAUUCAGCAAAGCUUGCGCUUUUUUUCCGCAAAUCGGGACAGCAGCUGAUGAAGACCAAUAUAAAAUGUCGGUAGCAGUCUUCUAGAAAAAAGCGGCAAGAAAACGUGACGAAGAAUUUGUUGGCACUUGGCAGCCGUCAUCAAUGGAAGUCUGGAAGGCGUGGCCUUGUGGAAUUGACUAAUCCCAGCCUUUGUUGUGAAAAUGGCGUGAGUUUCUGACGUCUGCUACCAUGUUUUCUACUAGGUAUGUGUUAUGUUAGUGAUUCAAUGUUCAGGGAACGACGAACUUGAGAAGUGUUGUGCGAAUUUUCUGCACGUUUCCCACCGAAAGACGGUCAAUUUUACAAAGAGAGAGUCAUUUGGUUUAACAUUUAAUUGUUGUCAACAUAUUUGACGAACUAAACAUUCGGACAUUUUUUUAUUGGCACGAUGAAAGUCGGGCAGUCUUCAGAGAUUUUUGGAUCCUUGCAGAAAAGAGUUUUCUUGAGGAAACCAUUAGAAAGAUGCCAACCUUAUUCUUUUCACAAGUUAAAAGUGCAGAAACGGGGAUCAUCUUCACACACUAAUAAUAAUGGAGAAAUUGUCACAGCCAAGGGGCAAACUAUAUCACUCAACAAAGAUUCAACAACAAGAGUUACUUCCCAGUUCAAGACGAUAACCACCCUAUUUGUGGAACUAGUCAAAACAAACACAUCCUCUUUUGAUCUUUCUCUAUCUAGUUUGGCUAAGCGACUACCUUUUCAAAAUGUUCAAACUGACAUACCCAAAGACAACAUUGCUAACAAAAAACUAGAAGAAAAAGAUGGGGUUGAGGUUAAGACUGGUAUUCCGUCGUACUUUGAUAUCAUGGGAAGGAAGAAAGAAGAAAAGAAAGAAGCUGCAAUCCCUCAAUGGAAAAUCAAGCGCAAGGCUGUUAGCCAAGAGAGUGUAGAUGCUCGAACAAAGCAUGUUGUUUCUGCAGUUGCCAAAGCAGUUACUAAAUCAAGUUUGUUGGUGCGCCUUGAAGAUUUUUGCCAUCACUUGUUUCAAUAUCCUGCAGCAAAGAGUGUAGCCUCUCGGGAAGGAGCCAUUUCAAUUCUUUUGCGCUUAAAGCACAGCAUUCCUCGCGAUGAACUCAUCCAACGUCAAAUUCGUGAAGGUCUUGCCUUACUUGGUUAUGCUGAUCCUUUGCCAGCCAAAGGUAUUCGCAUUUUAUCCAUCGAUGGAGGAGGAACCAGAGGCCUGCUAGCUCUUCGAAUCCUCCGUCACCUUGAGAAAAUCAGUGGUAAACCUAUUUAUGAGAGUUUCGACUACAUUUGCGGUGUGUCUACUGGAGCCGUCCUUGCCUUACUUAUUGGUGCUGCUAAAAAGAACGUCAAAGACGUAGAGACCAUGUACCGAGAAAUAAGCACAGAAGUUUUCAAACAGGACCGUUCUUCCGGACUUGGUGGACUCUUAUGGAGUCACGCAUACUAUGACACUAGCAAGUGGGAAACAAUUCUUAAAGAUAAAAUAGGAGAAACCAUAAUGAUUCGAACUGCUCGAGAGCCGAAUUGCCUCAAAGUUUCGGCCAUAUCUAGCAUUGUUAGUCAGGAAAUGCUACGGCCUUUCGUAUUCCGCAACUACACGUUACCUUUCCGCGUUCAGUCGCUCUACAGCGGUACUUUCCGCCACAAAAUGUGGGAGGCGGUAAGAGCUUCGUCGGCUGCCCCUGGAUACUUUGGCGAGUUCAAAUUAGAAGAGAAUCUUCACCAAGACGGAGGGUUGUUCGUCAAUAACCCAUGCGCCGUGGCCAUUCACGAAGCCAAGUGCAUCUGGCCAAAUGCCAAGCUGUUGAGCGUAGUGUCAAUUGGCACCGGUCGCUGUCAGCCGCUAAACAUGGCGGCUGGUGUAAAUACCAGUGAUCCUACGAAUACCUCUUUGAAACAGAAAUUGAGUAAGGUGAUUGAUUCCGCCACUGACACCGAGCGUGUUCACACCAUACUUCACGAUCUUUUGCCGCCCAAAGUGUAUUAUCGUUUCAAUCCGUACUUGAGCGAGAUCCACAGCCUGGAUGAGACGGAUCCAGCCCGAUGGGAAAGCAUGCUCGAAGAUGUCGAGAUGUACAUUAGAAAGAAUCAUCGCAAUAUGAAUCAAGCCGCCAGUACCUUACAAAUGCCCCGAAGUUCGUUUCAGUCUGCAAAAGAUUGGGUAUUAGAAAAGCGAUUUUUGCUACAGAACAAGGCGACUUUCUAGUCUAUCAGCAAAAACCGUCUAUUUUUUUAAAACACGUUGGACCUUUUGUUCUUCAAUUAGGGAUAAAUUGACUUUUAAAGGAAUUUGAGUGACGAAGCUUAAUCGAAGUUUUGAAACUAUGAUUACGUUAAAAAUUACUACUAGAUUAGUGAUGCAAAUGUGUCACAAAAUAACACACAGUUAAGUCGUGUAUUGUGCUCGUUGAAAAGUUUUGUAAAACAGGUUCUGUAAAUUUUUUUAUGGCUCAGUCUAAGUUGGCGCUAUUUCUUGAAUCAGUUGUAUAUCAUCAGAGAUACUAUAUACAAACCGAUAUCCCCCUG
Daphnia pulicaria is the source of this 2609-nucleotide messenger RNA. RefSeq names its product calcium-independent phospholipase A2-gamma-like. The coding region runs from base 505 to 2289 and encodes 594 amino acids. The record is from RefSeq and is a predicted model, not a curated record. The transcript has 8 exons. Gene Ontology annotation, biological process: arachidonate metabolic process. Lineage: Eukaryota; Metazoa; Arthropoda; Branchiopoda; Diplostraca; Daphniidae. Gene Ontology annotation, cellular component: membrane.